Molecule: messenger RNA, 1926 nt
Organism: Fusarium tjaetaba
Lineage: Eukaryota; Fungi; Ascomycota; Sordariomycetes; Hypocreales; Nectriaceae
Exons: 3
Coding region: 1-1926 (641 amino acids)
Biological process (GO): regulation of DNA-templated transcription
Molecular function (GO): DNA binding
Source: RefSeq, a predicted model, not a curated record
AUGCGCGUUGAUAACGUUGAUAUGGGCGAUACUAACGAUACGGAGCACCCCGCCCCUCCUGACGCAACCUCCAGUGGGGAGCCCUUUUUGGACUUUGACACAUUGGCCUUUGAUCCUGGUACACUUGAGUCCAACACAUAUGAAUCUGCUUUUGAGAAUGGAUUGGGAGGAAGUGAUUUUGAGUUCAAUUUUGACGAUUUAUGGUCUGCGGAUACGACCCAACUCCCUCUCACGGCAGAUAACACCGGUUUCGCACAGACCCAUCAGCUUCAAGACGACACCAGCUUGCAACAUGAUGGCUUACAGCGCGCAGGGACUGAUCAGCUCGAACUCAACUUCGGGGACCUCAUGAGAAAUGCUUCUGAAUCCCCAUCAACCAGAUCACCCAGCAUCCUUACCCCGCCAAUUCCCUCUCCACUGCCCCCAAAGAUUGGCCAUCGCUUCACCCUCGAUGCCAUCCGUUCAUUGAAGGACUGGUUCGCUCGAAACACCGAUAACCCCUAUCCAAAUGAAGAAGAAAAGAAUAUGCUGGAGCUCCAGACCGGCUUGACUCGAACUCAGAUUACAAAUUGGCUAGCAAAUGCUCGAAGACGGAGAACUACUACCGACAGCGGAACUCAGACGGCUUCAGGAAAGUCUGGCAAGGUUCCUUCCGAGUAUACACCAACACGAGCUGGUACACCAAUACCACGAAGACGAUCUGAGAAGGGGAUGCAUCCUUUGCAGAGAUGGGUUGAUUCACCGCCUGAGAAUGAACCGGCUGCUGUGUCUGCUAUUGCACGUGCGAUGGCUUCAGGUGCAUUAGUCACUUCCAAGAAGGCCUUACCGCCAUACUUGGUAGAAUUGGAACGUGGAACUCCAUUCCCUUUCGCGGCGAGUGGUAAACCGCCCGAUUCUCCUCGAAGUGCAUACGAGCUCAUCACGCUGGAGUUGGCAUAUUUUAUUUCGAAUCACACCGACAAUACUGGGAGUCUGCCAAGUCACGAUAGUCUACAACUGGAGGCAUGUCGCAUCAUGUUUGCUUCAGAAGUAACAUUUCCUGAAGCGAACCUGGACUCUCACGGGAGUCCAUCAUGGUUUAGAGACUUGCUUCUGUCCUCUGAUGAGAUUUCUCAACAAGCUCGCUUCGCACCAAUUCGAUCGAGUACAGAGAGUAGACUUUCUGUAUUAAGGGUCAAGGGCAAGAACUCGUUGUUUGAGGAAUGUCCCUUGGAGUCGCGACUGCAAGCGUUCAUGCGGGAUCGAAGAAUGAGGGGGCUUUCUGAGGUAUCGGAUGGAGAGCUACAAAAAGAGGCAGGUCGUAUUGUCAUGCAGAUGGAAAGCGAGCUUCAAACGAAACCGGAAUUCGUUGCGAACUGGUUGAUUGGUUUCCUGUAUAAAUCAACGAACUGGAUAAGCGACUUUCGGCGACGUGCAGACCUAAUGUCAACCGAUGACAGCUGGAAACUCCCAUCGCCAGGUAAUAUGGCAUGGUCUGCCGAGCCUACAAGUGCCCAGGUACAACAUGAUCUAUCUUGGGUGAACAACUCGUCUCUCUUUGACGGAAAUGACUGGUCUUUUGGAGGGCAAGCUGGGCCGUCGGGCGCAAGCAUGACCUGGCAAGCGAACGAACCAGCCAAUAACGCUGAUCAAUCCACGUUUGACCCAUCGCUCGAUGACUUUACAUGGCUUUGGUCAGACGAUAAAUCACCACCAAAAAUACCACAGACGACCCCGAGUCCCGGAGCCGAAGGGGAGUCAGGCCUCCGACCGACGUGGCUUGGUCCGGGUAUCUAUGUCUUGAAUGACCCGAACCAUCUCCCCUGGUUUGCGCGCGAGAUGAAGAGAUGGGUAAAGGCGGCCAUGUCACCGAAUAACCCAAUCUCUCAUGUUCCUUCUGAUGAGGAGCUCAGACAUCAAGCUCGAUGCCUGCUUUACAACGAGUAA